This is a messenger RNA of Prorocentrum cordatum, 1309 nucleotides long. NCBI's taxonomy places the organism in Eukaryota, Dinophyceae, Prorocentrales, Prorocentraceae. The record is from the annotation of a GenBank genome assembly.
CUGAUGUCUGUUCUCGGGAGGGUACAAAUCGUCUGAAACAGCACGCUCGAUUUCGCAGUCGCAUUCUGCGGAUUGCAAUGCGCUGCUACUGAUUGAAGUGCAGGGCGCGGCCAUACUUCCAUAUUGGUACGUGCAUUUGGUCGCUCUGCUUCCAGGCUGCCGUGCUCUGAUGGGCGGCAAGUUGAACGAGCAAUAACUUUGGCAACCUUGCAUUGCUUCACGGGAAACUGUGCAGUUGCUCUUGUUGUGCCGAUUUGCUUGCGGAGUACACCGUAUUUCGUCGCCACACUCGGUAAGACACCGACCAUGAAUUACGAUCAGGCAUUUCAGGAUAAGGUUGUGAAGUUGAUCCACGUUCGUGACACUGAUCUUGCACGUAACAGUUGUUGGUGGUGCCGUCUCGCAGAGAAGGCUAUGUCAAACGAUUGCAGUACCUUCGACAGUGCACGCCUCUUGCGAACUAGCUGCGCAUGAUGACAGUGACAAAAGGCCGAGUGGCAAGGCACUGUACUGUGUCUGAUGACUGUUCUCGGGAGGGUACAUAUCGUCUGAGACAGCACGCUCGAGCUAACAGGUGUCGUCUAUGGAAGUGGCGGCAUGUGUGUUCAGCGACGCGCUGGUGCACCGUUGUCGAUUGCAGGACGGAUUCCGUCCUAUACCGCGAGUGGGCCGGGAGCUACUCGGAGAAAAGAUUUUCCAGCUGUAGGCGGGUCAUCGCCAUCGUGAGCGAUGACAACGGGCUAGAAAUAGAAGUCAGGGGGAACGACGGCUUCGGCCCCAACGGCGAGCCAGGCUGCGACAAGAAGGACGCCAACGGUGGGAACGUCACGAAGUGGACUGCCAAGGCUUUUGUGAAGGACAAGUACUCUGACGAGAUUACUGCAGACUUCACCCCUAGACGCGGCCUCAGCAGCAACUCGGGCGAGGUGACUGGAAAGUUUGAUGGAAGCGCCAUCGACUGGUCGGACGGCACACAGUGGAGAUCAAGAACAGCGGAUUCGGCGGAGAGAGAACCGCCUGGGAGAAAGAGAAGACGCGGGAGAAGAUGAGGAGGAUCGCGCAGGAGGUGCAGAAGCUGCGCGCCCAGCGCGACGGGGUCGCUGCCCCCGUCGGCGACGGCUGAGCUCGCGGGGGCACCGUGCGCUCGCCCGCGCUCCUGGCGUUUUCUCUCUCUCUCUCUCUCUCGCUCUGUCUGCGUGCUCGGCGUUACCCCAGCACCCUGCCCCUGCCCUCGCGCGCGCGCGCUCCGUCUGGGCGAUCGGGGUCGUGCGGGCCUCUAGACUGAGCCUCGUCACGGACUGGAGCGAAA